This is a messenger RNA of Caenorhabditis sp. 36 PRJEB53466, 2079 nucleotides long. Lineage: Eukaryota; Metazoa; Nematoda; Chromadorea; Rhabditida; Rhabditidae. The record is from the annotation of a GenBank genome assembly.
AUGGGUUCAAUUGAACUGGACACAAAACGAGAGGAAAACAAUAAUGUGAUUCUGAAGGAUCAUCAUCAUGAGGAAGUGGUCUCGGUAAAGCAGAGGAGGAAAGAGUUUAAAGAAAAAGUGUUCGUCGUGCGGGAAUCUUUGCUAACGUGAGUUACUGUUAGGUUACAUCACGAUAAAGCAAGAGCGAAUUCAAUUUUUUUCAGAACCGAGUUUCGAAAUGGCAACAUGAAGAUUAUCUACAACUGCUUCACGGCCGUAUUCGUCCUUUUCUUCCUGAGAGCUCUAGUCGAUGACAUUCUGGUUCAUCAUAUGCCUUUUCACCACACUUGGCUCAUCUGGUGGAACUUUGACAAGUUCUUCUCGACAAUGUCCGUCUGGACUGGAAUGUUUGUAAGCACUCUCGGGGUCUACUACGCAUACCAAUACUGGUCAACUGUACCGUCGAAGGAUACGGAUUUGGCGUCGAAUGUUAGUAGAGUGUUGCGAGAGUUAUAGAUAAUACAAAUGUUGCCACAGAUGCCGUUCGUCGCUACCUACCUCACGUAUCUAGUUGCGUUCUUCUACUUCCCACUCAAAUUUUUGUAUGAAUCAGAGCUCAACUGCGCGUGCUCGUUCAUCAUCACUUGUGAAACUGUAAGUUGUUCUUAAAAUUUGCAGCCAGCACGUACCUUUUUUGAAGACAAGAAUAGCGAUGAAGGUGCAUUCUUUCAUUAGGGAGAACUGGCAUCGUGCUAUGACCAGAAAAAGUGGCGGAGAGGUAUGCAGCUCUUAUCAGACAAAAGUUUGGAAAAAAAUGUUUUCAGAUAGACACUUGGCCGACUUUGGACCAAUUUCUCUACUACCAAUUUUGUCCAUCUUUCAUUUAUAGAGAUGAAUACCCAAGGUACCUUAAAAGAUUAGAGAACCUUCCGAGUUGGAACAUUUACCGUUCAAAUCUCAACUCUCAAUAUGAAAAACAGAAUGGGGACCUACUGAAGAGUGUGCCAGGAAGAUUUUGCGAGAGCCAACUGCUCUAUUCAGUCGAAACUGUGGCCGUGGCCUAAAAAAUCCUCGGUUCUCAAACACCAUUGAUUAAUGGUUACACAAAUCUGCAGCCAUACAGACUUUAAAUUUUUAGCAGGAACAGUUAUGAAAUUUAAAUUUGGACUGCGUGCAAGCGUUGGGAUUCUGACUUGUCAGACUGAUGUAAAAACUCGGAAGGGUCGCGGGUCCUUUAACCCGAAAAAUGCAAAUUUCCUGCCUGUAACUCCACUUUUAGAACUGAAAAACGAGACAUGCGAGCCGCUGGUCUCUACUUCUUGGAGUGUCUCGCUAUUAUCGAGUUCGUCAACUUGACCUACACUCAAUGGGUUUUCCCGUGGCUCCACGUCCUGGAAUAUCAUUCGCUCACAUUCUCCAACAUUACCCUGUCCCUUUUCACGGGAAUUAUUCCCGGAAUCAUUUGCCUUAUUUCUCUGUUCUACGGUCUUCUUCAUUGCUGGUUGAACUGUUUCUCCGAGAUGAUGCAGUUCGCCGACAGACAGUUUUAUUUGGUAACACAUCUGGUUAGAACAUCUUUAAGACGAUUCUUUUCAGAACUGGUGGAACUCCUCUAAUAUGGCUGAAUACUACCGUAACUGGAACCUAGUCGUCCAUGACUGGCUCUACGCCUACGUCUUCCGUGAUUUGGCAGCCUACAUUCCGGGCCGAAAAGGACAAAGAGCCGCUCAAAUGGCAGUAUUCUUCCUUUCUGCUCUAUUCCAUGAGUACUGGUUUGGUGUGGCGUUCCGAUGCUUCUAUCCAGUUAUGUUUGUGUUGUACUUUAUCUUUGGUGGCAUUUUUUUCGCCGUCUCACGUCUUAUUACAAGCAGGUCUGCGUGGAACACGGCUCUCUGGUUCAAUCUGUUAAUUGGUAUGUUUUUCUUUUGAAUUUGCAGGUUUUGAAUGGUUUUAUUUCUAGGAACCGGAAUGUUCAUCGCUUUCUACGGUCAGGAAUGGUACGCCCGACGUGGUCAUUGUGCUCCGUACUCCAAUGUCGUCGUCGAUUUCUUGUUCCCAAGGCACUGGAACUGUCAGUCAGAAACUACUAAAAAUCUCUAA